GAGAACGAGUCAGAAGUUUUUCAGCAAACUUUCUUGCCCCCGAGUUCGUGUGUGUCCACCCGCACUCUGAAGCAUCGUGGUUAUCAGCAGCGCAGUUUUUUUCAAGAAGCUACUAGCCACCGCUAAAUUCGGAAGUAGUGUUAUCCUCCGCAGCUCGCGGGUAGUGAGUUUGAGAAGUUAUCGAAAAUCGUUUGUGGAACCUGCUUGGAGCAGCCAUCAAGGUUUGGCCUCAUCGUAAGUUGUAAGAGAGCAGAAAAGUCAGUCAAGUUUAGAGCCAUCAACAUAAAAACAACCCAAGUAGCGAAAGAAGAGGGCAGCAAAAAUAUAUACAGCAGCAAACAAGCGAGCAUACUGAAGUAUAGCGAAAACACCGCAAGAAAAAUAAAGAUUCACGCAUGUGAAGGAGGAAAGUGAAUACUAUCAGCAAGAAGAAGAAAAAGUUGCAAGAAAGCGAAAAUCAAGAGUGAAAACAACCCGAGUGCAGCAAAGCGAAGAUUUUUAGCAGCAAUCAAGAAAAUCUCAGAAUCACAGGGGUCAUCAUAACACCCGUAGAUUCCGAAAAGGGUUCCCCCAAUCGUCAAGUGAGAGCAUCCAGUGUUUUAUCGCGAAUCCGGUUAUCCAUCGUCGUCGUCGGUCGUCCUCCUCGAUACUACAAAUCCGCGGGGUAGUAUCCAUAUAUCCGCGACGCGAAGUGCCAAGAGAAGAGUGCGUAAAUCUUGUGUCCCCGAAAAUCCAAAAUAAAAACAGCCCUCCCAAUGAUCAUGGCGUUCAAUGGAAACGGCGCUGGCGGUGGCCAGGAUGGGCCGCACAACAAGCGCCUCUGCACCGGGCAGGAGAUGAUCGAGACCGUUCCGCUCAAUAGUCGGGUAUAUUCCAUAUCAUUGAACAACAACAACAACAUCAGCGGAACAGACGAGCCUCGGCGGAAGCGCGAAGUUGCAACCCGACCGAACCAUAUUCUCCUGUUCACAAUCAUCAAUCCAGUCUAUCCGAUUACAGUGGACGUUCUACACACCAUCUGUCAACCGAAUGGUCCAGUUCAGCGUAUCGUGAUAUUUAAGAAAAACGGAGUCCAAGCCAUGGUUGAGUUUGACAGCAUCGAAUCCGCCACCCGAGCACGUGAAGCCCUAAACGGAUGUGACAUUUAUUCCGGAUGCUGCACACUGAAGAUCGACUACGCAAAGCCAGAAAAACUCAAUGUUUACAAAAACGACACGGACUCCAGUUGGGACUACACAUUGGUAGCCGCGGCCACCAAGGAAGCCUGCAAUGGACGCACCCCGCUGCUGCACGAUCCAACCAUUUUCGGAGGAAGGCCUACACCGUACAAUGAUCGUCAAACAUUGGAACCAGCCCUGCUCGGUCCCGGAGGAGGAAAUGGCUUCGCGCCAAACUUUUCACCUCCCGAGUUUCACCCGUCGGAAAAUUGGAAGCCCACCCCCGCCGGAACACACGUUGGACUGAUGAAGGACCCGCCGCUGACCCGAAACGGACCGGCCAACUUCAUUCAACCGACACAGCAACAGGGCGCAGUCAUGAUGGUUUACGGUCUGGACAACUGCACAUCCAACACUGAUAAACUCUUCAAUCUGUUCUGCUUGUAUGGAAACGUUGUCAGGAUAAAGUUCUUGAAGACCAAGGAAGGCACAGCUAUGGUUCAGAUGGGCGACGCCAUUGCCGUUGAGCGCAGUAUCCAGCACUUGAACAACAUUCCAAUCGGAAACGAAGGCAGCAAAAUUCAAAUCGCAUUUUCCAAACAAAACUACUUGUCAGAAUCCACCAAUCCCUACACAUUGCCGGACAAUUCGAUCAGCUUCAAAGACUACAGCGCCUCCAAGAACAACCGCUUCCUGUCGCUGACGCAGGCUAGUAAAAAUCGCAUCCAGCCACCAAGCAAGAUCCUUCACUUCUUCAACACUCCGCCCGGCAUGUCCGAACAGCAGCUGCUGGAAGCGUUCACCUCCAAGGACUGUCACCCGUCGCAGGUUCGGAUGUUCCCGCUCAAAUCGGAACGCUCCUCGUCCGGCCUCGUUGAGUUCCCCAGUGUGGCCCUCGCCGUGCAAGCCAUCAUGAAGUGCAACCACAGUCCGAUUGAUCACAAAGGCACAAAGUUCCCCUUCAUCAUGAAGCUGUGCUUCUCCUCGUCCAAAACGAUGAAUGGCGCCUGGAACCAGGAAAACAUGGAAAACAUGAGCAUCCCGGUGGUGGUGCAGCAGGGCGCGACCCCAAUGUCCGCGGCAGCCGUCGCCGCAGCAGCCGCCGCUUCCGCUGCCGUGGCCGCUUCCGGUCCCGUAUCGGCGGUGCAGGUCAUCUCGACGGGCGGCAUCCACAAGGACGACAUGCCGAUGUAAAUGUUGGCCGGAUCCGCAACAUCAUCAUCACAGCCAUCAUCACAACAGGCACCGGCUAAUUCCUCCGCCGUCUAUUCUCCGUACAGCUUCAUCCCGGUGGCGGCACCCGUAGGGAUGUGCAUGUACGUCCACGCCAAAAAUUUCACCAACAAAUGAAUAAGGGAGGAUGGAGCUUAGCCACAGCCACAGCUGCUUGAAGGUUUUUUCACCUGGAAAUGAUCCGCGUUUAGUAGUCUCGUGCAAUGCCUUAGUUGAUAUUUUUGUUAGAAUUUCUUUCCAUUUCGAGUGAUCAUCCAGGAAAAAAACGACACAUACGCGUGCAUUGCGGCGGCGUUCGGUGGUUUUGAUUGAUGAUGUUGAGGCUACCUUGUAACAAAUGAAAAAAAAAAAAAAAACAGAAAAUCGUACGAAGAAUUGUAACACGGAAAUUCGUGUUGGCACUUUGAGCAAAGCAUUGUAUAGAAACAGAAGAAAAAAACUAAUUUGGAGUUUCUCGUUUGCCAGAGAAACUGAUAAUCCUGUGUCGAUUUUAUCGUUUGCUACUCAUGAAAAAAAAAAACUAAGAUGCGAUCCGAUUGAGUUAGGGCACAAUAACGGAUGUUGGAAGUAAGCAAAAAAAGGAUAAACUUAGUCCAAAUGAUCGACAGGCAAAGAACCUUUAAAAAGACAUUAUUUAUUGAUUAGUUUAAGCAACACUUUAGUAGAUAGAUGUUCAAAACUGCUCCUUAUUUUUUCCCUAUUUUUUUUUGUUUUUCCUUUUAAAUUAGUUGAUAUACGAGUGGAAAUCGCGAACGUGUGAUACGAGUGAUAGAAUUUCCGCCCCUGUUAUUUUUUUUCGGUUUUGAUUUGCCCUACCUAAAUCUUUGAAUUGUUUUUUUUUCUUGUAGAUAAAAAUAAAAGAAAUAAAAAGAUUGUUUAGUUUCCAAAUUGUUGCAUCAAUUGGAAGGAAAUGAAUUCGUUAAAUCUUUUUAAAUUUAGUCAAUUGUUCAAAUGGAGUCGUAGCGAAAUUAGUUUUAAACCGUGUACAUUAAUAAAUCAUUGCAAUCAGAAAUAAUAAAAAAAGAAAGCGAAAACAAAGAUUAAAGAAAAGAGAAACAUCAAAAAUAUUCAAAUGGAAUUUAUUUAGUUCUAGCAAAUAAGUUAGUUAACGUUAAUAGACAGAGAUGAAAAAACAAAACAAAAGAAGGAAACGAGACCCUUGUAUAAAAUCGUUUUAAAACUUUUCGUUCGGAAUGAACCAAUCACUACUGAACACCACAAGUUAAACACUCUUACACGCAUACAUACGCAAAGCAUAUAAAACACUUACCACUUAUACGAAAGCAAACGAACAAAAAGAAGCAAAACAAAUCACCUUGGCAACCCUGAGAAAGGUCACCGAUUGCUUAAAACAACACUGAUACAUAAAACCAACACUGGAACACAAGAACACACUAGCUAGUGUGCUAUCAUCAAUAAUCAGAGUAUAUGAACCAAAAGCAUAUCUGACUGGAUGACAAUGAGAAAUAGGUUAUUUUUGUUUUUUUUUUAAAUAAAAAUUUUAGAAAAAAAGUCCUUUUUGUUUAGUGCAGAUGUUCUCUUUUAAGUGAAAUCGAAGUAAAAUGACAAUUUAGUAGGAGACCAUCACCGGCAAUCAGUCGAUCCGUAUACCGGAAACCGAUUUAAAUUUAAAACGCAAUUUUAGUGUGUUAAGAACAAACGAGUCGCAGCUCAGUUAGAUUUUUUUCCUCUUUUGUAAAUUUUUAUACAAAAAAUACAGUAAGCUUAUUCAAGUCUCAAGUUUUCUGUUAUAUUGAAAGAACUGAUUAUGUAGCAGCAGCAACAUCAGAGGUUGUUUACGAGUAGGACCUCAGGCUCAGACGGAACUGACCGAGUCACGCUCAGCCAAGCAAGUACAUACAAUAUUGUUGAUGUUAAUUGAUUACUUGUUUUAUUUGUAAGGGAAAAACGUUACUUUAGUUUUUGUUUUUAAGCUAGGAAAAAAAAACUUCGAUCUUCCAUAACUAACAAACAAACAAACAAAAGGAAAAACACUUUCUUAUGAUAGCGUUUGUUUUCCGUAUAGCUAGCUGUUAAGUUUUGAUCGAUUCUGCUUUGAUUUUUCUCGCUUUUUUUGUUUGUUAUACCCAGUUCCUUCUAUAUUUUUCUAAUGUUAUUUGAAUUACCACCGAUUGGAUUUAGCUGUUUAUCAAAUUUGUUGUUCAGGAUUGAUUGAAUCUGACAUCUAUUGGAUCAAAGUUCCAAAAAAAACGUAAUAAAAUAAAAAACUUGGAAAAACGAAACGCAGCAAGAGAUUUUAAGUUGUUUAUUCUUCCUUUGUCUUUUUGCUUUUAUUGUUUUAAUUCCUGCUUCAUUUCUUCAACAGUUUGUUAUGUUUUUAUUCUUUAUUUGUUUCUUUCCUUUGACAAUUUCCUCUGUUAAGAAGCAACAUAUCCCACAUAUACACACUACUCUCCAAACUAUAUCAUUAAAAAUACACACACAUAAAUUCAUAACGAAUGGGAAUCUAUCCAAACGCAUGCUAAUAAUUAAACAAAUGAAAAAAAAACCCUUCUACACAAAUUAUCAAGACACGAACAGAUGAUGCAUAUUUAUAUUUACAAAAUAAAAAAAAACUGAAAUAAGCACCCACAAUUGUCAGAAAACAAACGAAAUUUAAGGAACGUCUUGAAGUAAACCUAACUAUUGUAAAAAGCGCGAUAACUGUAAGAAAAAUACACACACAAAAUAAUCAAUAAUGUAUGGUGGUCCAAUGUUUAAGUAAUAUCAUUUUAUUACUUUUCGAAACAGAUAAGAAUAACAAAAAUAAGAAAAAAAAACAAACCUACAAUGGGGUAACAAAGAGAGAUUCUUUAUCGAUAAAGGCUAAAUAAAUUCUAGUGAAAAAGACAGUUAAAUUAGAAUCUACGAAACAAAUUAUAAGAAAACAAAAUACAGACACACAAUCGAGAAAUACAUCUUUGACGAAGUUCUAUACAACUUUCGUCGAUUGGUGAUUGUGUUUGAAUAACUACAAAACCAAACCAAAACAAAAGAUAUCCUAGUAGAGAGACUAUUGGUACAAUAGAAUCAAACGAAGCGUUACUGAGACUAUUUGAUUAAAAAAAAACUCUACAAUUCAAAACGGCACCCUCAAAGUAAAAUCAUCUCUUCACUCAGAGGCACAUUUUUUUCUUAAAGGAGAGAGCGAAAAAGGAACCGUGAAAGAUGGGAAAAAGUUCAAUUAUAAUUUAAAAGUAAAAAAACGGCAAUCAACUACAAUAGGCAAUAGUUACAUCAAGAAUCAGAAAACCACAAAUGAAAAACAGAUAAAUCUUAAAAGAAAAUUAAGAAAAAUAAACCCGUAGUGUGGUAAAUAAUAGCCCUCGAUGUUGUUAUUUCAAAAUAACCUAAAAAAUAAACCUAUAGCUAAACUGUUUAGGACAAAAAUGGGAAGAGUUCGUUCAUGUUCUGCUAGAACCAAAACCUAAAAAUGUGCAAAAAAUUCAAAGCCAAACCUUACCGACCGAAAUCAGUAGUAAAGUAAAAACGGAAACAACCACCCCUCUUUUAAAAUGGCAAUCGUUUUUUGUUCCAGCAAUCCUUAAAUAUUGUUUUGUCACAAACACUCAAACUAAACGAAAAAGUUGUAAGAAAAUCACGGCUGUGGAUGUGAAUAAAAUAUGUUUUGUUAUGUAUGUGCGUAAGGUGAUUCUCCAUAUAUUUAUUGCUAUACUAAACCUUAACCACUUAACUUAAGCGAAAAUCUCUAUAAAUCUUCUUCUUCGUUAAGAACAACCUAACAACAACAACCCACCACAACUCACCCACGCUUGGGUAAAAAAAGAACUAUGAGCAUAUAAUUAGAGAGUAAUAAGUUGCGAGUCGUCGUCAUAUUUUUGGUUUUCGUUGUGUGAUCAUUGUAAAAAAAAUCAAAUUCGCUUAAAACCAAGAAUGAGAGCAGCAGAAAAAUGGAACAAGGAAAAACCCAUACAUGGCGCUAAUUAGUUCUUAGUGAAUAAUCGCAACAACACCGAAAUGUGAUUGGAAACAUGUGAAAAACUACCACUUAAUUGUAUAACUUAAAAGAAAAUUAAUAGUGUAGUAAAAAAAAAAUGGAAACUCACAAGAUAUCAGCAAAAACACCGUAAAGCAAUCAGAGAGAAAAUAAAAAGGAAAUUUAAAAAUAUUCAUAAAAAAGUUAAAUAAUAGAAGAACAUGCCAAACAAAAAUCUAAAUAAACCAACCGAUGGCAAUGCAUCUCAAAAUACGUAUUGAGUUGAAAGAAAAAAGUUUAGAAAAAGUAACCGUUCAUGAGGCAUGAGGCGAAACAAAAAAUCAGUAUCACGCGAAACAAGUUUGCUCAAUGAAAAAUGUUUGUGUUGUACAGUUCUGUUGUGUAGAAGUGUCCAUAAGGAUUUUUUUUACUUUCAAUUUAAAAUUUUGAGGUGUAAAAGUCAGGUGUAGAAUUUUGAAUUUGGAAUUCAGAACUCAAAACUUCGAACUCAGAAUUUAGAUCUCAGACUUCAAAUUAAAAAAUUUGUACUCGGAGCUAAAAAUUUGAAACUUUGAAUUCAAAUUUUGAGUCUAAGAAUCCAGGAUUAAGAGCCUGGAAAUCAAAAUUGAAAACUCAGAUUUUUAAUUUCAGAACUCAGAAUGCAGAAACCAGAAGAACUCGGAAUCCAGAACUACUGAGUUUAGAACUUGGGGGCCUCAGAAUGCAGAGCUUAAAAUUAGAACUCAGAACUUAGAACAGAGUUCAGAACUCACUGAAUCCGGAAUUUAGAACUCAGAGCUCAGAUUUAAGAAUUCAGACUCAAUUCAUUUGUGUCUCACUAUUUGGAACUCAGAAUUCAGAAUUCAGAACUCAAAACUUUAAAUCGAAAUCUCAGAACCCAUAGUUAAAAACUCACAUCUCCAAAAUCAGAACUAAGAUCUCAAAAUUCGUAACAUGUAAUUUAUAUUUAAAUUACUAAAAUCAGAACUCAAAAUUUGAAACACAAAAUUUACGUCUCAAAUCUUAGAAUGCCAGAACUCAGUAUUCAGCACUUGAAGGUCAAAACUUAAAAUUUAGAACUCGGGGUCCUACCCUAAAAAUCAGAAAUUCUCAGUUCAAAACUUAGAUCUCAAAAUUCGUAGUUCAAAACUCAUAGCUUCGAACUCAAAUUUCUGAACUCAGAUUUCAGAACUGAGAAACCUCAUCUCAGAACUUACGAUGUAUAACUCAGAGCUCAGUUUCGAGAUCUCAUAAAUUGAAACUUAUAACGAACUAAGAAUUAAGAUCUCAGCACUCUUAAUACUGAGUACCAACAACUUAGAACUCAAAACGUAGAUCAUGAAACUCAGAACUCUCAUAUCUCAGAAAACAGAACUGAAAAUUCGGAUCCAAAAUUCUGUGUUUCUGUGUUCUGCAUGCAGAACUCUAAAUUAAAAAAAUAAAACUUAGAAUUCAGAUCUCAGUAUUCUGAACCUAGAAUUCAGAACUCAGAGCUCUUAAUUCAAAAUCCUGAAUUCAGAAUUUGAGAGUCAGAAUUCAGACCCAAAAUCUGUUUAGCGAAGAUCCCAAAACUUCGUUAGUCAGAUCCCAGAAUUAGGAACUGAAAAAUCAAAACUCAAAUUUCUUAAGUGCGAUUUAAGAUUUUCAGAUUCAAAAGUCAAAAUCCAACUUAAAAUUCAGAAUUCCGAACUCAUGAUUCCGAUAUCAACAUUCAUAACACAGAAUUUGAAGCUUGGAAUUAAGAAUUCUAAAUUUAGAACUCGGAACUUAUUAUUCAGAAGUCAGACCUAAAACCUUGAAACUCGGAACUUUGAAUUCUGGACCCAAAAUUUAGAAAUCAUUACUCAAAAUUCAGACCAAAAUUAAUUUCUAGCUAUCAAAUCUUAAUUUUACUUUCAUGAUUGAAAUUUUUUUCAAGAGUCAGAUUUCGAAAUGCUCGUGUGCUUUAUUCUAGUGCUCUGAAAUUAUUUUCGUGAGUUAUUCCGUUAAUUUUUAUUCGUUUUCAAAUCCAAAAAAUUUAAAAAUGGUGCAAUAAAUCUAGAAAGUAUUGGUAGAAACAAAAGGUGUCCAUCAGUAAAAAAAAACUAUCAAUCAACAUAGAAAACUAUCGCAAAAUUUAUUAGCAAAAAAGUACUAAAAUACAACAACCGAACUCUACUUACAAAAAAAAACCAAGGAAACGAAAUAACAAAACAAAUAAUUCUUCUCUACUCUUCCCACCUAACUAUACACACUCUACUUAAAGGAGAGAAAAAAUCAUUUGUGAACAAACGAAAAUAGGAGAAUAAAAACGAAGACAUUGAACUAACUACAAAUAAAGAAAGAAAGAAAAAUCACAACAUAUGUACAUGAACAAAGCAAAACAACAACCAAAAAUAUCCCCAAUCGUUGAAAAAGUUUAAAAAGAAAGGUUUUCAGUUUCGAUCGAUUUUGAUUGCAAAAUACACUGCGAAAAAGCGGAAGGUGAAAAACGCUUCUUAGCUCUGCCAAAUUUUUGUUGACUCGUUAACUAGGUUGAGCCGUUUCAUUCGUUAUUGGGAUGAAAUCGAAUAAGAAAAAUCUUUAAAAACUAAGCCCAAAAAAAGAAGGCAUUCGCCAAAAAAAUUUAAUAAAAUCAGAAAAAAUUGGGCUCCUAAAAUUAAAAGUGGUUGAUGGAAAAAAUGAAACCCAAACAAGAAGAAACACACUGGAAUAAACGACAAUAUUGAGGUUAUGCAUACAUAUCCAUGUUUUGACGUUGUUCAGUUUUCGUCGCUCGGUUUUUUUAGUUGUUUGACAAUGUCAACAAUACGUUCUGAUUUCAUGUGAUGAUAAUCACGAUCUUUUUUUCCGGGUUAUAAGUGUUUUCCGAAAACCCAAAGAAAAUGUAGCAAAGAAACAGCAAUUCGGAAAACAAACGCGCGCAAAACCGAUAAAGUUUUGUUCUAGAGAUAUUUCGUUUUUGGAAUACAAAUAUCAUUUCGAGAUGAGUGUAUUUGAUGAGAAAAUACCCGAUAAAAAUGAAACAAAUAUUUACUAAGCAGAAAUGCAAACAGAAAUUUAACUGCUCUAGAGUAAAUUUAGAAGUAUCGUAAAAUCUAAUGGCAAAAAACACAGUACUUUAAAUAAAAGUGAGUAGUGACGUAGUUGAUAUUUUAGCUAAAUUUGACCGAUUAGAGUUAUUGAAAGUAAAAAAAGAAAACAACUAAUCGAUAGGAGAAAAAAGGCAGCAGCUAUCGUGACAAAUGACAUAGUUGUAAGAAGCAGUAAGCUAGACUUGAAUCUGUUGAAUCCGUUUUGAGGAUCGAGAGGCUUUGAGGUUUGAGGCAGUUUUUGAGGGUUUAUCUCGAAAGCUAUUUUAAUCGGAACAGCCCCGAAAAUCGAAGAAUAAGGGAAACGAGAGAAUGUGAGCGAGAUUGUAAAGAUGCAUCAUUUUUAGAGCAUGUCAAAUUAUAUCCUAAUAUCCCCCUUUGAAGAAAAAAAAAAAGAGCAAGCAUAAAAGUAUUCAUUCUAAAUGUUUCCAAACAAAAACAUAUAUUUAAUGUAUUAGAAAAAGGCAGAAACCACAAGCAGAUACAAAGAUCAAUCCAAUUCUCUAAUCAGCGUAGUGAUCAGCGAACCAUUUUUUCUCCGAAAUAUACUGACCCACAACAGAUGUAGCAUUAAAAAUUUGACUCUAGACUAAACAAACAACCAAACAAAACUAAAAACGAAAGAACGAAAAUAGAGAUAAAACAAACAUCUAUUCGUUAGACGAAGACCACCAACAACUGAUGGAAAAACAUAAACGAAACCAAUGUGAAGAAAGAGAAAAAGAAACAAACCAAAUACAAUGGUAUAGAGAGAGGCAAGUGUCAAUUAUUUAUAUAAAUAUGUGCCUAUAGCGAAGAACACAAAAAACAACUUACGAUAAAACCGUGAAAUUUUAAGACAAACAAAAGAUAAAAUUACGUUAGCAAAGUGGAAAAAAUCGCCCAGCAAAAAACCAAAACGAACACUAAACCAAAAUCGCCAGUCCACACCGAUACAUCAAAAAAAAAAUCUAAAAACGAAAGGUGCAUGCAGAAAAAAUAA
This is a messenger RNA of Uranotaenia lowii, 10380 nucleotides long. RefSeq names its product heterogeneous nuclear ribonucleoprotein L (gene sm). Gene Ontology annotation, molecular function: mRNA binding. Bases 756 to 2351 code for a protein of 531 amino acids. Gene Ontology annotation, biological process: regulation of RNA splicing; mRNA processing. The record is from RefSeq and is a predicted model, not a curated record. The transcript is spliced from 15 exons. Gene Ontology annotation, cellular component: nucleus. Lineage: Eukaryota; Metazoa; Arthropoda; Insecta; Diptera; Culicidae.